AAACAAAGAAUCAAAUCAAUGUCCCAUCGAAUAAAAAACAAACAAAUUCACGAAAAUGGUCCUUCGUCAGCAAAAUAGAGAUGCGGGUUGUCAUAGUUCAGUGUCCAGUUUCUUGCGAACUUUCUCCACUUCAAAAUUUCCCUCUCUGCUCGUUGAAAAGUCAAAACGCCCAAAGCUGAUCUCUUAUCUCUAUUUACGAUAGCUUUGGGAACUUGAUCUUGUUUGUGUAUCAUCAUUUUCCUCCAAUUCGUCUUUUCAAAUUUUAGCUUUCCUUGUAAUGGAUUACCGGCCAAGGAUCAUGGUGACCAACGACGAUGGAAUCGAUGGGCCUGGAUUACGAGCUUUAGUUCAGGUCUUGGUCUCAACUGGUUCUUACGAGGUUCAAGUCUGCGCUCCUGAUUCGGAAAAGUCUGCUACAAGUCAUAGCAUCACUUGGCGUAAUAUUCUGAUAACAGCUCGCAGAGUUGAAAUCGAAGGGGCAUCUGCUUAUGCAGUUUCUGGAACACCAGCAGAUUGUGCUUCUUUAGGAAUCUCCAAAGCCCUCUUUCCUGCAGUUCCUGAUCUGGUUAUCAGUGGCAUCAAUAAGGGUAGCAACUGCGGAUAUCACAUUGUUUAUUCAGGGACAGUGGCUGGUGCUCGAGAGGCCUUCAUUCAUGGAGUGCCUUCAAUAUCUGUGUCAUAUGAUUGGAUUAGAGGUAAAAGCAGUGAUGAUGACUUCAAACUAGGAGCUGAGGCUUGCUUGCCCAUCAUAAAUGCCAUACUGACUGAGCUAAAAAAUAAAACUUAUCCUCAAAGAUGCUUUUUGAAUGUGGAUUUGCCGACAACCAUUGCAAGUCAUAAGGGAUAUAGGGUGACUAAACAGGGGAAGAGUUGUAUCAACCUGGGAUGGAAACAGGUUAUUUCUGAGACACAAGGAGGAAAGAUAUUAUCAACAAUGACAAUGGAGACUGACACACCAGCAUGUGCCGAGAUGGAUGCAUCCUCAGCAGCAACAGAAGAACAUCUUUUGUUCAAGAAAGAAGUGUUAGGUCCACAAUUUGAAGAAGGGGAUAUGGACUUCCGUUCUCUUAGAGAUGGAUAUAUAACAAUAACUCCUCUUGGUGCUCUUUCUCAUCCUGACAUGGAUUGUCAGGCCUAUUUCAAAGAUUGGUCGCCACAUGCGGUUGAAUGGCCAUCUUCAACAGUCAUAUAAUGUUGAUUUAAAGGCCGGGAUUCGAGACCAGAUCGGCUGCCACUGAUCCUGAUCUGGAUCAGCCAAUCUUGCCUGAUAGCUGACUGAUUUCGACAGGCAUUGGCAGGGACCAGCCAGUAUUGGCUGGAUUGGCAAUCCUUGAAACCUUGGUCUACUGUGUUAAGGGGAGUCAAUUUCAUGUUCUUUUCUGUCUCUUGAUGCUUUGUUGUUGCAUCAUGCUGUUUAGGGCAUUAAUAUGUGGCGAGUGAUCUACGGUUCUCAUAUGAACUUAGAUUUAAUGUGGAAGGUGGGUACAGAAAACAAGUUAAGAGUGUGAUGUAAUUUGCUUGAGUCACAACUAUGACGUUCAGGCAUGGAGAUAUAUAGGGGGGUAAUAAUUGUCAAGGAAUAUCCCCACCCUCCAAAUCAUUUCAUACAGUAUAAUGUAAACUGUAUUUAUAUAUUUUUUUCUAUAUUGCUUUGUAGUGGCCACUUUGUUAAGGGCACCAGUUUUAAUGA
Macadamia integrifolia is the source of this 1690-nucleotide messenger RNA. Its product is annotated as 5'-nucleotidase SurE-like. The transcript has 10 exons. Gene Ontology annotation, molecular function: nucleotidase activity. Bases 278 to 1192 code for a protein of 304 amino acids. Gene Ontology annotation, cellular component: cytosol. NCBI's taxonomy places the organism in Eukaryota, Viridiplantae, Streptophyta, Magnoliopsida, Proteales, Proteaceae. The record is from RefSeq and is a predicted model, not a curated record.